Molecule: messenger RNA, 7755 nt
Organism: Anopheles stephensi (Asian malaria mosquito)
Lineage: Eukaryota; Metazoa; Arthropoda; Insecta; Diptera; Culicidae
Product: amphoterin-induced protein 2-like
Exons: 1
Coding region: 2754-5216 (820 amino acids)
Cellular component (GO): plasma membrane
Molecular function (GO): protein binding
Source: RefSeq, a predicted model, not a curated record
UUUCAUUCAGUUCACAUCUGUUUACGGUACGCAGCGGACGUGCGGCGUGUAUGUGUCCAUCUCACGUGACCGACGCGCGCGCGCCCUCUUUCAGGAGCCACUAAAGUAAAUUCAGAAUCGACACGCGCGGGGCUACGACGGUGUACGAACGGUGUGAGUGUGUCAGUGGUGUGACGCGACAGCCAACCGUUGAUAGUUUUCCCAGCUUUAAAGCGUGAACCGAUAAAAAAAAGCUAACGCAAGCAGCAAAACCCUAUCGGAGAAAGCAUAGGUAAAAAUCGUGUAAAAUCAAAUCCGUGAAAAUCGAUGCAAAAAAGUGCUUUCACCCAUCGGAAAAUUGCGUGUACCACGAAGGGAGAUAGGUGAAUUUUCACGUGCUAAAUUGUGCAACGAAAAGCGAGUUUAAAGGCUAGAGCAGAAACGGGAGUGGAAAAAGGAUACCCCUGCCAAAUCCCCGUUUGCCGUUGCCACGAUACCGACGAAAUGAAGUGAAAUUCUAACCCUCGGCUCGGUUGGGUGAAAAUUCUUAAAUAGUGCGACUGCAAAAACGAACGACGGUCGCAAAACUUAUCACGUGAAGGGUGUUUCGGACGCCCGAAACACAAUUACCAAACUGUGCGACAAACUUGCUGGGGCAGUGCGAAACGGGCCGGGAGCGGGAAAGCAAAAAACGCCGGGGAAAGAAAAAUCAAUCGGAAAAGCCUCUCCGCUGCCCAAUCAGUGUGUAUGUGUGUCUCUGUGUCCGGGCACAACGAGAGCAGUGCGAAGGAGUUGUAAAUCAUUUUCCUCCCUGUGUGGCUGGGUAGCUGAGCGUGUUUGUUUAUGAGGAAAACAGCCCUGCAGCCCUUUCCCUCCCCAUCCCCCGACAGUGUAUCAGUGUGUGUGUGCGAGUGUGUGGUGAAGGAAGGAAACGUAACGCACGGGGAAAAAUUCUCGGCUUUCCAAAACCUUUGGAAGAAAAUCCAAACCGCUGGCCCCGUAAUAACCGGUGGGAAAUGAAUGAGGGUACGGCUUUUCCACCCACUGGAAGAGAAGUGAAAUUCGUUUCCUUUACGUGUCUGAAUUUCUACUGAUGUGUACGAGUGUCCGUGUGUGUGUGUGUAGGUGUAUGUGCACUACCAAGAUAAUGGUGCGUACGUCCGUUCGCAGCGGUAGCAUCAGUGCGAAGUUACAUCUUACUACUUCGGCUUCGUUCAAGAUUACUGCAGCGUGAAGAAAAACCGCAAAGUCAGCACAACGUUUCUCGUGCCCUAGUGUGUGUCCGUGUGUGUAUGUGAAAAGUACCGGGAGAAAAGCAAGCGGUGGGAAAAAAGCAAGAAAGAAAGAAAGCAAAUCCACCCCAAUACCGGACGGAAAUCGAACCCCGAGUGAAGGGAAAACGAAGCAAACGGUCAGCAAACGUCUACAUUUCGGAGCCCUGAGUCUGUUUUUCUUCUUCCACCCGAGGGCCGGAAAUUACCUUUGCCCUCACUCCCUCCUUCAACCAUCGGGUGAGGUUCCCAGCAAUCCCAUCGGUGAAGUGGAGAAUAUUUGAUUUUCGUUUCAUUUCGGAUUUAUGGUACUGGCUUCCAUUUUUUUUUUCUUUGCUGCCCUGCCCGGUUCCAAGUCCGAGUGCUCCGGGUGGUACGGUGCUAGUGUGUCGGCUGCGUGCUUUGGUUCCCUUUGGUUGGUUUGGUGAAUAAUUCAAAUCGUUCGCAUAACUGAAACGCUCAAACGCGUAUCGAAUCGCAGCGUGUGUAACGCAUUUCGGGUCUGUAACGCUUUCAUCAUAACACCUCGCGUUACAAUUAGCGGUGAAAGGCGAAGUUGGCGGGAGAAAACGGAGCAGAUGCAAAAUAAAAACAAAGUACCAGUGUGCGAGCAUUCCCGGCAUCAUCAACAACGUACCCAUCGACACCAUCAUCAUCAUCAUCAUCGUUGUCGUCGUUAUUAUUGAGGUGGUGCAAAAGAAAAGCACAACAUCCGCAGCAUUAAACCCCAGAAAAACCUGCGUGUGAAUGUGUAUGUGUGUGUGUGUCUGUGUGUGGGGCAGCAACGGCGGCAGCAUAAGCGUUACGUAAUAAAUUUUCAUAUAAAACGGGGCACCCCAUAACAAGGAUUAAAUUGGAUUUAUUACCAGUGAAUGAAAAAUUGAUUUAUGUACAAAAUUGAUUUUUCUCCCACAAUAACACCCCGCCGCUAGUGAGUGUGUGUAUGUGCGCCGGUGACGUGCUGCAUCCGGUUUACCGCUAGGCUGGCAUUGGCCAGUGUCUGUCCGGGCAAUACAGUGCAGUGAAGUGGCAGAAGGCGCAGUGCAUAAUAAUUGAUCCCUUGCUGAAUUGUUGCAAGUUUACGAGCGGUGGUUCUCACCGAUGGAGCUCGUCGACUUCCAUAAGUGUCCCCGAACGACGUACAACGACCCGAACCGCAUAGUGUGUGCUCGUGUUUGUGUCAGGUGUUGAGCGAGCCACCGGUACGUCCCGCGGUACAGCAUGGCGAUAGAACCGUGAAGGAUCUGCACAAGGCCAACGAAACCAGGAGCACGAUCCCGCAGUGAGUAACGCAAAUGAAACCAUCACAUAGCAAACAGAGAGCGCCGUACUCGAUCGACCACACCAUGGCAACGACGUCCGCCACGACGGGGCCGUACAUCUGUUGAUCGUGUACGAAUCGGUGGUUACUACGCGGACACUAAGGCAGGAGAAACUGAAUUUGCCUCCCAACCAACGCUCUGUUGGGAGUUUGAGGCGACCGUCGCUGUGCUAGUUCCUUUUAUGUUUAAGUUCCCCAAUUUCCGGAUGUACUGCGUACCGACGAUGGAACGUCACAUCCAGCAACACAGACAUUCGAUGGGGUCGGUGGAUGAGUGGCAGUGGUGGCAGUUUCGGAUAGGGGCACACCGGUGGUGUUGGCGAGCCCCGCCGUCCCGGAGAAGCUUUUGGUGGCCGUGCUCGGCCCGGACACUGUUGGUGGUGGUGCUACUGCUGGCCAUCGUUGGUCGGGACACGGUGAACGGUGAACCUAACUGUCCCUCGGCCUGUCAGUGCAAGUGGAAGGGUGGCAAGCAGGCGGUCGAGUGUUUGAGCGGCAAUCUAUUCACGAUCCCGGAGAACAUCGACCACUCGACGCAGGUGCUGGACGUGUCGGGAAACAACCUGCAGAUCAUCUCGAACGAAACGUUCAUCCGUUCGAACCUGCUGAACCUGCAGAAGCUAUACAUGCGAGACUGUCGCAUCGGUCAGAUCGAUGACGGUGCGUUCGCCGGGUUGACGAAUCUGGUCGAGCUGGACCUGUCGAUCAAUCUCCUCACAGCGGUACCGUCAGCCGCAUUCCAGCACAUCGUAUCCCUGCGAGAUCUGACGCUAGCGCGUAACCACAUCCAGAAAAUCGAGAGUCACGCAUUCCGCAACGUGACGGCGCUCAACAAACUAGAUCUCUCGUUCUGCAGCAUCCAGACGAUUGCGCCGCAAGCAUUCGAAGGACUCGGGUCGCUCCAUUCGCUCAAACUGAACGGCAACCAGCUGUCCGAGCUACGACCAAAGACGAUCGAAACGCUCAGCCGACUGCACGGGAUCGAGCUGCACGAAAACCCGUGGGUGUGUGAUUGUCGGCUGCGGGCAGCGAAACUGUGGCUGACGGAGCACAACAUCCCGUACCCGAUCGCACCGACCUGUGCCGGUGGUCCGGAGCGCGUGAUGGACAAAACGUUCGGCGAGCUGCAGGUGGACGACUUUGCCUGCAAGCCGGAAAUGUUGCCGGUGCGCCGCUUCAUCCAGGCGUACAGUGGCGAGAAUGCGACGAUCGAGUGCCGCAGCUCGGCGGUCCCGUCCGCCACCGUCAACUGGUACUGGAACGGGAAGCUGCUGGUGAACAAUUCGCACUUCAGCGCGUACCAGCGCGUGCUCGUGUACGAGCAGGGCAACUUCGAGAAGCGCAGCAAGCUGACGCUCACCAACGCGCAGGAGACGGACUCGAGCGAGUUUUACUGCGUGGUGGAGAAUCGGGCCGGUACGGCCGAGGCCAACUUUACGCUGCACGUGGGGGUGCGCGAUAUCGGGUUCGCGAUCGAAAACCGGCAGAUCAUUGGGCUGAGCGCGGCCCUGGUCAUACUGAUACUGUUCAUCCUGCUGAUCAUACUGUUCCUGCUGGUGCGAUUACGGCGCAUACCGAUGACGGAGACGAAAACCCCGAACCAGGUCGAGGUGAUCACGUCCGUAAGUCCCUCUAGCAAUGUAAAUGGCAAGGUGGCGACACCUAUUAACGAUUGUCAUUCUCCAGAUCGAAAAAACGCCCCCGGCGAUCUAAAGUGCUGCCCGUCGGCGGCCAACCCGGUCCAGAAGCCGCCGCGGCUGACCGAUCUGCCCUACUCCACGUCCCACUAUGACGGUGGCGGAAGUCUGAUCGCGUCCGGCCAGUGCUUCGUGUCGCCGACGCACUCGCUCGCGGGCAACAAUCCGGACCUGAUCAACGAUACGAAGCGGUUGGGCAGUGGGUCCGAUCUUGCCACCGGCACCGUCGGUGCACCACCCGGUGCCUCCGGUGCCGUCGAUCCGCUCGCGCACCUUAGCCAGCUGCAGAUGCAGGCCACCACCGCGCUCAACACCGCGCUCUCGCUGAUGGACCCGGUCGAGCGGCCGGGCAGUGGCGAGUAUAGCCGGGCCGGUUGCGACUCGCUCUAUCCGUCCGGGCUGUGGGAAACGCACAGCUCCAACCUAGCGGCCACCGGACUCGAUCACGGUGGUGGUGGGACCGCCGGCAACGGGCCCUACUCCGACAAACUACCCAUUCUCGGUUCGUCCACCACCGGACCGACCAUGCUGAAUCUGGACGACGAAACGUCCUCCGUCGAUUACCUGAGCCGAACGUUCCCGCGGACACAUCUCACCUCCGGCCUGUCCCUCACCGCAUCGACCGGACCUGCAGGUGUUUACGGCCAGACGGGACCUUCCGGCACGACGGCGGCGGCAAGCAACAGCAGUAGCGGCGGCGGCUAUCCCGCAGACUACGGGCUACCGAUCGUGCCCGGGGCGGAGCAGCUGCACAACAAGCUGGCCAGCGUACAGCCGGCCCAUCACGGCAGCACUGGCAGCAUGCCGAUGAACGCGAAAACGCUGCGGGUGUGGCAGAAGGGCGGCGUGCCGGUUCUGCCACCGGUGACGGCCUUAAAACGUGCUUUAUCCAACAGCCGCAACUCGCCCGACGAAGGCUACCAGGAGGGCUGCGGGACGGAUGUGUAGUCCAGCUUUUAGGCUUUCCGCUUGCCCUCACUAGCAGCAACCCACGACCAGCCGCCUCCCUCCCCGGCCCCAGCGAGUGACAACGACGAGGACGAGCUGUGAGCGGCGGCUCGUCCGGUACGCGCCUAGCGGGUAUGCAAUCCGCACAUACUCGCGCGCGCUCUAUCUCACCGGUAACGCUCGUAGCUUUGAUACCUCUUUGAUUUCAACAAAACGUCUUAGUCAAAUCGUUCCACGCGUCGCGAACUUGAAGUAGCUAGAUCGAUCGCUCGUACACCACGUCAAACGGAUGGUCGGAAGCGAAACGAAACCGAUGUAUGUAAUAAAAUGACCGUUCGAGUGAGAUAAAGAUGUGCCGCGGUUUAGCGUUACGCGAGGAUGUAUCCCAAAGAAAACCAAUGCAACACGACAGGAUUGUAGAGAGAAGAAAAAAAACGAAUCACACACACACACAAACACACAUAAUUGUUCCACGAUAAAGAACUGGUGAAUGUAUGUGUUAGUGUGUGUUUUUGUGCGUGGGGCCGUGUAUGUGUGACUGUGUAUAUAUAUUGUUUUGUGAAGAGAACCGCACACCAGAUCCGGGCGGAGGAAUGUCGCAGAAAUGUCACAAUUUUAGUUCGUUGCCAAGCCGGUUCGUCGGUGGUCGGUCGAUUUGACGCGUGUAGAGAGUGGACGCACGGGUGGGAAAAUGAUGGGAGGAAACACGAAACGAAACAACAAACCGUUCUGUGUCGAGGGCUUGCCUAAUGAGGGCGAUAGCGGAAAGUGUAUGAAUGUGAUAAGUACUGUGAAAGGUACACCCUCUUUAUUCAUCUGAUUUAUUUAAUCUCCUAUUUUUUAUACAUCACAUAACCCAAAAUGAGUACGUAAGUGAAGGGGGAAAAAGGGGACGCGUGCACUGGGGUGGAGCUGGACGUGAGGAGCGAGAGCGCCCAGCUCCCAACCCCCACGCGUUGUCGGAAUAGAGCAUAAGCUUAUGGUGUGGUAGGUUCCAUCCUUUCACCCUGAUUCCUCAAAAAAAGAAAAACCCUCCCGUCUGUGAGCGUUGUUCCUUUUUCCAAAGUCCACAGUGCGCCUGGAAAAACGGCACAUGUUGUUUUCCUUGCCGAGUGUUACGUUUGCAUCGUGAAACGGUGCAGGCAGGUUCUCCAUCCUUCUUCAGCAGCAUCGCUCCAGGAACGCUCGAGUUUUCCCGCAUGGUGCACUCACCAUGCUUCAAAGGCGAACAAAACUGGCGUAGUUUUGAAAGAGUUUUCCGAAAAACUUUCAAACACAUACACACACACACACACACACACGAGAGAACGCUUCUCUGUGAGCUGUGGGCUGUUGGCUGACGGAGGGCGGAGAACGUGUUGCGAUGCGGGUGUGUUGUAGGAAAGCGAAAAGGAAAAGCAAAAACACAAACACGAGAAGCAGAAAGAACUCACUCACUCUCUGAGACAAAAAAGACUUGUAAACUUAAUUAAUGAAAGGUAAAUACUUAGGUGUACAGAAAACUUUGUUUAUAUAAUUAUAGUGAGGAAAAAUAAAUAAAUUAUAUCUAUAUACACAAAACCAUGAAUGGGAAAAGAGCGUAGAGUGGGGGGGGAAAAAUACACACGCGCGUACACAUUGAAUAACACGGGGAAACUUCUCGCCGUGUUUAGUAGUGGUGAGGUAACAUGUGUUAUGGAAAUUCAACAGAAAACAUGUAAACCUAUCGAGCGAAUGGAAGCAAACACACCCAUCAUCAUCGUCACAUGAGCAGUAGAAAAUCGAUGUGUGAGUAAGUGUGUACGAGCAGGAUGUAGAUCUGUAACGAGAGCAAACAGAAAAUUUAAGAAAACGAAAUGCAAAAAAAAACGAACACGAAAUCAUUCACAUCAUAUGCAAAAUGUCAUUAAAACAGAUAAAUGGUUGCAAAGUUCAGAAAAGAAAAACAAAACAUUACAAACAAUGAAACAGAAAGUAAAACAAAAACGAGCAUAACAAUUAGACAAGAAGACACACACACACUUAGGCUAGUUUUAUAUAUGACAUCCCGAAAGACCGAAUGCAAACACAAACAGGAAGAAAACAGUAAACAGAAAAUCCAGUCACCCAUUAAUAAACGACGUAACGAUCUUGUACAGAGCGUUGGUAUAGGCGAAUGAAACACGCAACGUUCAAAGGAAAAAAACACAGAAAAUAUUAUGAAAAAGAAAAGAUGUGCAAAGUCAUAGCCUGAGAAGAAAAUAGUAAACAAAAAAAAACAGAAGACAACAGUGACACUCAAAAAUUCAUAAUGGAACACAUUUAGCGCAAAAAAGAAAAACAAACAACCAAAAGAAGAAACAGAAGAAACGAAACAGUUAAAGCAAACCAUCAAACUAUCUAAACGAAUCCAAAUUGAAGCAACAAAAAAAGGAACAAAACGAAAAACAAAACAGAACGGCAACAGAAAACCCAGUGCUGGAAAGCAAAACCGAAGCACUACGGGGGGGAAAACCAAAGACUUUAAGAUGAAUAAUGAAACUGUAAAACACGCGAAACAGACACAGAAACAGUAGAAGAG